Messenger RNA from Botrytis byssoidea, 957 nucleotides. RefSeq lists its product as uncharacterized. The transcript is spliced from 2 exons. NCBI's taxonomy places the organism in Eukaryota, Fungi, Ascomycota, Leotiomycetes, Helotiales, Sclerotiniaceae. Gene Ontology annotation, cellular component: Swr1 complex. Gene Ontology annotation, biological process: chromatin remodeling. Gene Ontology annotation, molecular function: nucleosome binding. The coding region runs from base 1 to 957 and encodes 318 amino acids. The record is from RefSeq and is a predicted model, not a curated record.
AUGAAUUUCGGCGUCCUUGAAAUCGCGCCCUCAAAAUACGUUCCAGCCCCAGGCUACGCAUAUGUACCCGAUAUAUCCAACACGCCGCAAAUAGGAUUGCAGCCUUCAGCGCGACGCGCACGCGGCCCAGCCGGUGCGGGAUUAGGCGCGGAAACGACGAAGAAACAGGAUGCGAAGAUCUUGAGAGAGUUGGCGCAGUUGGAUAGGGAGAAUCAUAGGGAUGUUAAUAUACCCGUUACCGGGGGCGGGAGGGGAAGGGAGGGGGGAAGAGGAAACCAAUCCAAACUCACCCCCUCCGUCCGCAAAAUCCUCGCCUCGCAAAAAACAUUCGCAAACCAUCUCUCCGAUUUCGAAGCCCUCUCUUCUCUUCCCACUUCCACACCCAUCACCCAGCAACCCACCCCUACCCUCUCUACCCCCAAAGUCCCUCCCGCCCCCGGCUUCACCAGCACCGGAAAACGCAGCCACAAGAGAAAAGAACCGCUCCCCCCCGGCAUCGAACCCCCCAAGCGCAGCCACAAAAAAAAAGAUCCCAACGCCCCCGCGAUUUCGACUCCCUUACGCACGAUGAGCACACCGAUUAUCAAAUCCGAAGCAGAAACCACGGUUUCCGCACCCGCGGUAUCGACACAGACAGAAGCCACAUUCGCGCCGUUUCUGUGCUCGCUGCCGCCCCCGAAACCGCACCCGAGAGAUACCGAUCCGUUGCUUGUUUCGCGCGUGCCGAAUCUGCCGAGUGUGCAGGAGAUGCAGAGGUUGUUGGAGGUGCCGCCGUUGAGUUACAUGGAGGCGAGAGGCGGCUGGUCAGAUGAGGAUCGGAGGAAACCUGGGAGAGUGUUCUGUGAGGUGUGUGGCUAUUGGGGGAGAGUGAAGUGUAUGAGGUGUGGAGGGAGGGUGUGUGCGUUGGAAUGUCUGGGGACUCAUAAGGAAGAGUGUUUUAAUAGGUAUGGUGCUUAG